Molecule: messenger RNA, 2174 nt
Organism: Hypoxylon fragiforme
Lineage: Eukaryota; Fungi; Ascomycota; Sordariomycetes; Xylariales; Hypoxylaceae
Product: dimethylaniline monooxygenase (N-oxide forming)
Exons: 10
Coding region: 1-1884 (627 amino acids)
Molecular function (GO): flavin adenine dinucleotide binding; monooxygenase activity
Source: RefSeq, a predicted model, not a curated record
AUGGACACUAAUAAUUGGUCUCUCGCAAAACUACCGUAUGGCCUCCCCGAGGCCACGGUCCCCGACUUCGUCGACUUGAAGCCACUUGCAGAGUACUUCCGAAUCGCACUGGACAACCUGCAAGAGGACCACUUCACCAAAGGCGCAAUCUGGCGGGACCUGUUUGCCCUGACCGGAUCGUCGCGAACCUUCUACACGGCUCAAUCCAUCGCAGCAGCAUGGCAGGCGACGUCGCAGACGCACUCGCCGUCAAGAUUUGUCCUCGAAGGCGAGCCCCGGGUUAUCCGGAUGGGGACCGUGGGCUGGGUGGAAAUCAGCUUCUCCUUUGAGACCUUCGGGACGCCUGCUACGAUUGACUACGGGUUCGUAUCUGUUGUCCCGGAGCCGGAUGGCAAGUGGAGGAUCUGGUUGCUAAGGACUAUUCUGGAGCAGCUCAAGUCGCAGCCGAGUGUGGAUUUUCUCGAGCCGGCUUCUAGUGGUGCGGUGGCUACUACUACUACUAAUGGAACUCGUGGGAAUGGGCUUGUUACCACGAACGGGCAUGACCAGCCGCUCCAGAACGGUCAAACGAAUGGCCAUAAAGAGUCCUCUAAUCCGGAAGACAUCUUUGAGUGCGUGAUCAUUGGUGGCGGGCAGGCGGGCCUAAGUGUAGCUGGGCGACUCAAAGCUUUGGGUGUAUCGUACGUGAUACUAGAAAAGCACGCGAAUGUUGGGGAUAACUGGAAGACGAGAUAUGAUUCUACCAAACUGCACACGAUCCGGGAAUUUGCUCAUCUACCCUUUGAACGGACCUUCCCUGAGACUUACCCAGAGUGGCUUACGAAGGAUCAUCUGGCCGAGGGAUAUAUCAAAUGGGCAAAGACAUAUGAUAUACGUAUCCGGCUAUCUACCACCGUGACCUCCGGGUCAUGGGACGCAGAAGACAGCACUUGGACCCUGGAGACGCUCUGUAACGGCGAGAAGUCGACCGUGCGCGCUUCUUAUGUCGUGUUUGCCGUGGGGGGCAACUCUCAGUUCCCUGUCGCGCCGACGUAUGAUAAUCAGGAGGCUUUUAGUGGCAUCGUUAUGCACUCGGGAGACUAUAAAUCCGCCAAUGCGUGGAAGGGGAAGCAUGGAGUUGUGGUUGGGACGGCGAAUACCGCACACGAUGUCGCCGAGGAUAUGCUCCAAGCUGGGCUAGCAUCCGUAACCAUGAUCCAACGAUCCAAGACAUUCGUAGUACCAUCAGAGCAUUACCGAGAAACGCAAGAUAGGGUUUACAACAACUCAAUGCCUAUGCCAAUAGCCGACCGGAUAUUCUUCUCUGGCCCAUCCGUCCUCGGACGUAUCUUGGGAACACGUGCAUUGCGCGCCAAAGCCGCACUGGAGCCCGAGAGAUUCGAUGCGCUGGAGAGGGCCGGGUUCCUGCUCGAUCGCGACGGGGAAGUCAGCUAUUACCUCUUUGAGCGAUUCGGGGGGCAUUACAUGGAUGUGGGGACGUCUGCGAAGAUUGCGAAUGGACAGAUCAAGGUAAAAUCAGAUUCCCUCCCAGUGUCCUACACCAAAGACGGACUCCUCUGCGCAAACGGCGACCACAUCCGCGCCGACGUCGUCGUCUUCUGCACCGGGUUCGUCGGGAACCUGCGCGUGCUCGUCAAAGAGCUAUUCGGACCCAUUGUCGGCUCCCAGGUCGACGACUUCUGGGGGCUCGACGAGGAGGGCGAGGUUAAAGGCGCCUUUAAGCCUAGCGGACAUCCGGCGUUCUGGUAUAUUGGCGGCGCGGUCGGCCAGGCGCGGUAUAUGUCCCGCUUCAUUGCGCUACAGAUCAAGGCGAAGACGCUCGGGACGCCGCUGCCGCUUUAUACGCUGACACCACCCCGGAAUCCGAGUGAGAAGAAGGUGUGAGGCGAUUGGAUGCGUGGUGGAAAUAGCACGAUACAUUUUUUGCACAGCGGAAAUAUACUUCAAUAUAUGCCUGAAUAUUAUCUGACAAUUGUUCUCAUGUUAUUUUCUCUUCUAUUCCCGUGCCGAGGAAGCUGCUGAAGUGAAUUGAAAAACGUGAUAGUGUGUACGUUUAUCGCAAGUUAGAUACAACACCGACAAAAUAAUUUACUAAAUCCGGGGAAAUAUGCUGGCUGUAUCCAAAGUCGAGCAGUUCACGCCGAGGUGAAAGAUGAUCUUGAAAUCUGUUCCCA